AAGGUAAAUCAACGGCUGAGAUUCAUUCAAACCAGAGGACACAAAACAUCUCUUCUCUCUCUCCCACUUUUUCUCCCGGAGACAGUUAACGUGAUUCGCCCUUUUCUCUUUGCCCAAGAGCUAUACGACAAUACCUCCACCACACCCCACACACACACACGAGAGACAGAGAGAGAGAGAGAGGAAAUUUGCUACUGAGAGAUACAUUCAGUGAGUGUGUGUCUGUCACCGUGGAGGAGAAACGGAAGGAGGAUAGAUGAAACCGACCGGAGAAGGAGGAGGGGAAGUCGCCGGAGCGGUGGCGGAAGGUUCGGCGUUGUUAAUUGUAGGAGUAAAGCCAGAUGAAUGGAGUAGAGAGGUUCUUACAUGGUCUUUGGUGAAUGUAGCGCGUCCUGGAGAUCGAAUCGUUGCUCUUCAUGUUCUCGAUUAUUCUCUAGAGGGCUCAACGUCGCUUAUUUCGUUGGUUAGGAAUUUUGAUACUAUGCUUGGUGUUUAUGAAAGCUUCUGCAACUUAAAACAGGUAGAUUUGAAGUUGAAGGUUUUCAGAGGGAAGUCAGCUAGGAAAGUUCUUGUACAAGAAGUUAAAUCGUGUGGAGCUACAAGUUUAAUCGUUGGUUCCUCUAGGAAACAUCACACUAUCCGUUCUUCAGCUUCUUUAGCCAAGUAUUGUGCCAGGAAUCUUGCCAAGGAUGUCUCUGUUUUUGCUGUUAAAAGUGGCAAGAUUAUGUUCCGCAGAGUACCUAAUACCAAUGGUGCAGAUGGUCCACAGAUGAAUAUUCCCUCUUUAGUUUGUGGAUCACCAGAUAUUGCUAUUGAAGCGGCAAAGAUUGGAAACAGUUUUAGCCCUGCUAGAACGAGCUCACGCUGGACAAGAACUAGUCGUAGUUCGUCAUUGCAGUCUCCUGACAGCUUAGGUGUAGACAAUUUGUUGGCUUUAGUGCCAGUACAAACAAAUGAGACUGAUUCUGGUUCCCUUGAGUCAGGACCAGGUUGGCAUUUUCUUCGCGGGCUUUACGGUAAUAAUCGAAAAAGCUGGACCAAAGUUUCUGCUAAGAAGGCUGUACUUCAGUGGGUUUCGAGGCUGCGAGGUCGGCAUUCAGAAACUGUAAUCUAUCUGGAUAGGAAACGGAGUGACUCUGGUUGUGAUGAAGAUUGCUCUUCUAGUAUUGAUGGUGAAGAUGUUUCUAUAUCACGGUUUGGUUCUGAGCUUAUGCAGUCACCUCUUUCUCCUUUCAUUGGAUCAAACAACAUUCCAGAAGAGCUGGAAGGUCUACAUGAAAAGUACUCUUCCACAUGUAGAUUAUUCACAUACGAGGAAGUCUUGUCAAUUACCUCAAACUUUGCAUCUGAGAACUUGGUUGGAGAAGGUGGUAAUAGUUAUGUUUAUAGAGGAGAUCUACCAGAUGGCAGGGAAUUAGCUGUCAAAAUAUUGAAACCUUGUCUGGAUGUGUUGAAGGAAUUUAUACUGGAAAUUGAAGUCAUUACCAGUGUACAUCACAAAAAUAUAGUAUCUCUCUUUGGUUUCUGUUUCGAGAAUAAUAAUUUGAUGCUGGUAUACGAUUAUCUACCACGAGGAAGCCUUGAAGAGAACCUUCAUGGCAAUAGAAAGGAUGCAAAGAAAUUUGGCUGGAUGGAGAGAUAUAAGGUGGCAGUGGGUGUUGCCGAGGCGUUAGACUAUCUGCAUAAUACUCAUGAUCCAGAAGUAAUUCACCGGGAUGUCAAAUCUUCUAAUGUUCUUUUGGCAGAUGAUUUUGAGCCACAGCUCUCAGAUUUCGGAUUCGCCAGCUUGGCUUCAAGUACCUCACAGCAUGUAGCGGGUGGGGAUAUUGCCGGGACAUUUGGUUACCUAGCACCAGAGUACUUCAUGCACGGUAAAGUAACCGACAAGAUUGAUGUCUAUGCUUUUGGUGUUGUAUUGCUCGAGCUCAUAUCGGGUAGAAAACCAAUCUGCGUCGACCAGUCUAAAGGCCAGGAGAGCCUUGUCUUGUGGGCAAACCCAAUUCUAGAUAGUGGAAAGUUUGCUCAGUUACUGGAUCCCAGUCUAGAAAAUGAUAACAGUAACGAUCUAAUCGAGAAACUAUUGUUAGCUGCCACGCUAUGCAUCAAACGCACACCUCAUGACCGUCCGCAAAUUGGCCUUGUCCUAAAGAUAUUACAAGGGGAAGAAGAAGCAACAGAGUGGGGAAAGCAACAAGUGAGAGCCUCAGAAGACGUGAGCGCAUAUUUGACAAAUAUAGAAUCACACAUAAACCUCGCAUUGCUUGAUUUGGAAGAUGAUGCAGCUUCUGAUAGCAGCCCUGAAGCUAGUAGUAUCUCUGUUGAGGAAUACUUGAAAGGGCGAUGGAGCCGCACUGCUAGCUUCAACUUCAACUAAUAAUUUUUACUAGUUUAACCCCGAAAAUCCCAAAAUUUGACGAUAUUGUAAGUUGUGUAAAUUGUAAUCGAUUUUCUGAGAUUCUCAAGCUUUAAGUUGUGUCAAUUUAGGAAGAGUGAAUAGCUCUUGUAGAGAGGACUUAAGUUGGAAUUUGUCUUCUUUGUUUUGUCAGAGCAGAAAAUGUUUCAAGUGUUCCACUUUCAUAUCGGUUUUAAAAGUUUAAAAAUGUAUAAGUGUUCCGAUUCGGUUUUAA
Arabidopsis thaliana (thale cress) is the source of this 2627-nucleotide messenger RNA. RefSeq names its product kinase with adenine nucleotide alpha hydrolases-like domain-containing protein. Lineage: Eukaryota; Viridiplantae; Streptophyta; Magnoliopsida; Brassicales; Brassicaceae. The transcript is spliced from 10 exons. The record is from RefSeq and is marked reviewed. Gene Ontology annotation, molecular function: nucleotide binding; transferase activity; kinase activity. Bases 257 to 2374 code for a protein of 705 amino acids.